AAGGAAAGGCAGGACUGCAGGAAUCCGGAUAUGAUGAAAAUGUUUGAGAAACAACUAUAUCCUCAGAAAACAACCGCCAAUGAACGUCGAAAGCGCCGCGAGGAUUAUUAGUGAUAUAGAUAUUUUUUUAUAAGACAACAACAUCUGGACUAAUUGGGACUGGGAUACACUGCUUGCUAACGUUAGCCUACCCAAAAAGUUUUUGGACGCCAAGUUACUCUUUCACCCAGUUUCGUCUUUUCUUCCCAACGUCUCGGAGAGAGAGUCGGAGGAAGGAAGGAUGGGAAGAAGUCCGAAUUGAAGCAAAAGGGAGUUGUCAUGUUUGAAAGCACUGAGGGCUGAAGGGAAGGGAGGAACUUCUUCUUCUUCUGCUGCGUGUCCAAAAAAGACGACUGUCUCAUGUCCAAGGAGACCGUCCUUCCUCCGGAUGGGCCGGCAGGGCCAGGAAAAAGCCCUCAGCAAGAGACAAGUCCCCUGCUGUCAGACUCACACGAUGCUUGUGACAGGGAAUCGUCCGGAAGAACACCGUCUCCCAGGAAACCAGCCGCUGAAGGACAAAGUCACGUGACCGAGGAGAAGCCUAAUUAUUGCGAGCCUGUAAGAACUCAACCCCAGUCUCAGACAGUGCCCUCGGAGCCUGCCGAGGGAGACGCUGGCAAGGACCAACAUGGCUUUCGCCACAACAGCACUGGCACACCCGUGCUGAGUAACGGCAACGGCUUCCACCCUGGCAUCAGCGGCGCGGGGGCCACGCGCACUUGCUCCUGUGGUGCCAACAUCACUACGGGCGCCGUGGGUGUUUCAGGGCCUGGCACUGGCACAAGAGCAGCGGCGACAGCGGCAACAACAGAGCAACCAGGGAAGCAGCCGCCCACGGCUGUGUCGCAGAGGGUGCAGAGGAAAUUAAGGGCUAGCCUGUCAGUCAACAGCGACAGCAGCCGACGAAGCAAAGGCAGUUCCACGGGCUCACAGAAACCUCCUUUACCAGAGGACUGCUGCGUCCACUGCAUCUUGGCCUGCCUGUUCUGCGAGUUCCUGACACUUUGCAACAUGGUGGUGACGCAGGCCUCGUGCGGUGCGUGCACGUCUGAGGCUUGCUGCUGCUGCUGCUGCACCGACGACCUGGGCGAUGACUGCAGCAGCCCCUGUGACAUGGACUGUGGCAUCAUGGACGCCUGCUGCGAGUCCUCCGAUUGCCUGGAAAUCUGUAUGGAGUGCUGCGGCAUCUGCUUCCCCACAUAGGGAGGGCCUGUGCUGGUGUCUCUGUGAGGGUAACUGGACCCUGGAUGGGAGAAUGGAAGGAAACUGCUGCUGUUGUCACUUUGAAUCCAGCAACAGACAGAGGAAACAUUUGUGUGCGUGUAUGAUUGCCAAUAUGUGUAUGUGAAUUUCCUUUUUUUUAUGUGUGUGCGUGUGUGCGUGUGUGUGUGUGUGUGUGUGUGUGUGUGUGUGCGCGUGUGCGUGCGCGUGUGUUGUUGUAUGGUGUGUCUGUGUAAAGCAUGCUUUAAAAGAUUUUUUUGACACUGGGCUUCUCCAUCAAAACCAGCUCAGCUGGAGCUACAGUAGAAGUAACUCCGGAUAUAUGAACAUGUCAUAGUGUAAGUUGUUUCUGUUAAGUAUUCUAUCCUUUGCGUAAGAAGUAUUAUCACAGACUGCCUUAAAGAUUUAACUGUUACAUCAGGAUUGCUUUUUAAUUGUAUCUUAUCUCUUAAGUCAUUUUAGUGGCCGGCGUGUUGCGUACACUAAACAAAAGGAUUUAUUUACUCUGACUUCAUUUUCAAUACAUUUUUUUCUGUGCUCAAAAACUGAGGUUACGGUCUUAGUACUGUACAACACUGUAAAAGGUUUAUGUGACAGUUCAUACAUUCCUAGUUGCAAACUGUAGUUCUGCAUCACCAACUUUCAUUUACAGUUAUCAACUGUAGCACUGUAGAACAGCUGAACCUGGUGAAAUAUCCAAAAUGAAUCAAAAAAACACAAAUUCCACUUUCUAAAAGCAAAAGUAAAAGAAUUUGUCUGUUUGAGGAUUUUUUUCUUCUAUUUCAACCAUUUCUUUUAAUUGAAGUGGCCUGUUGUUAUAGGAAAAAAACUGCACAAAAUUGCUGAGAAGCACAUGAUUGUUCGCUAUAUCAUGCUGGAAGGUCUAUGAAAACACGUUUUGCCAAAGAAUCUCAUCUCUCUUCUGAUUUGACAGCAUUUGAAGCUUUGGGUUUACUGGAAAUAAGCACAGAUACGUAACAGUGUGUACAGUGCUUUCUUUCUAUGAGAGUCCUCAGUGAGUGCCAUUGAUGAUUAGAGUUGGUCAGCUUCAUAUGGUACAAGUCUUUUCUGUGAUGUACACUCAGUGUAAGUAUGACUUUUUCAACUGCACUCUGUUCAUGAGGGGUGUGAUAUGGAAUUAAAAUAUGGUGACCCUGGUCGCCAUAUAAGCGGCUUUCGGGUAACAAGCCCAGUAACUCACAAUACAAAAAAAAGGAAUCAUGAACUGUCAGGUUGAACUAGUAAACUCAUGCAGGGUAAAUGCAGUUUUCUUCUCAUGUUUCUUCCAUUCCUUAAUUCUGUGUAUCUCGAGAUGAGUUUGUGGUGAUUCACCAGUGGAGUCAUUUUCUUGUCUUGGAGAUCCGCUUUGAUGUUGUUUAAGUGAUGCUACUUAAAGCUGGCCUUCAUUAGCACUGCUUUCCUAACUGCUUA
Etheostoma cragini (Arkansas darter) is the source of this 2691-nucleotide messenger RNA. It is a transcript of the gene mdfic, whose product is annotated as MyoD family inhibitor domain containing. The transcript is spliced from 5 exons. The coding region runs from base 400 to 1242 and encodes 280 amino acids. Lineage: Eukaryota; Metazoa; Chordata; Actinopteri; Perciformes; Percidae. The record is from RefSeq and is a predicted model, not a curated record.